GACCUUCCUGCGUCACAACCAUCGACAAACGUGCGAUUCUACGUGCUGGAGGUUUUUGACCCUGUCUGCCUGCCGUACUGAAGCUGCGCUCAGCCGUCCUGUGUUUUCAUUGUCGGGUCACGUGGUUUCCAGGGUUCGGACUCGGUUCCGAGGCAGUGGGAUGUCGGCGCUGAGCCUGCAGAGGAGCGGCCGUCUGUCCGCCGCCACGCAGCGGCUCUACAGUCUUAACGCGGCCGCACCGCUGCUGCGCACGCGCGCGUACGUGGACGGCCAGUGGGUUUCCGCGGCGGACGCGUUCCCGGUCCUGGACCCGGCCACCGGGCGCGAGCUGGCCCGGGUAUCUGACUGCGGGCCAGAGGAGGCCAAGCGGGCCGUGCACGCCGCUUACACGGCUUUUCACGCGUGGAAACGGGUGACUGCAAAGGAGAGGAGCGUCCUGCUGAGGAGGUGGUUCGACCUGCUGACGCAGCACAAAGAGGAGCUCGCCAAGAUCAUCACCUUUGAGAGCGGUAAGCCCAUGAGGGAGUCCGUUGGGGAGGUGGCGUACUCCGCGUCUUUCCUGGAGUGGUUCUCUGAGGAGGCGCGCCGCAUUUAUGGGGACAUUGUUCCAGCUUCUGCCACAGACCGGAAGCUCCUCCUCCUUAAACAGCCAGUGGGUGUGGCCUCCAUCAUCACACCGUGGAACUUUCCCAGCGCCAUGAUCACUCGGAAGGUGGGCGCGGCUCUGGCUGCCGGCUGCACGGUGGUGGUCAAACCGGCCGAGGACACGCCGCUGUCUGCGCUGGCUCUGGCAGAGCUGGCAGAGAAGGCGGGGAUCCCCGCCGGCGUCUUCAACGUGGUUCCCUGCUCCAGAGAGAAGACCCCCUCCGUGGGGCAGGUCCUCUGCACCGACCCGCUGGUGGCAAAGAUCUCCUUCACCGGGUCCACGGCCACAGGGAAGCUGCUGCUGAAAAUGGCGGCUGACACGGUAAAGAGAGUUUCGAUGGAGCUCGGUGGCCACGCCCCCUUCAUCGUCUUUGACAGCGCUGACGUUGACAAAGCAGUGGGCGGAGCCAUGGCCUCCAAGUUCAGGAACUCUGGCCAGACGUGCGUCUGCUCCAACCGCUUCCUGGUGCAGUCUGGGAUCUACCAGCUCUUCCUGGACAAGCUGGGCCGCGCCAUGGACGCCGAGCUCCGCCUGGGUCACGGUUCGGAGCCGGACACCACGCAGGGGCCGCUCAUCAACGCCAGGGCGGCGGAGAAGGUGGCCCAUCAAAUAUCCGACGCCGUGUCCCACGGCGCCAAAGUGCUGAGAGGCGGGAAGCGCCUGGAGGGGUCCUUCAUGGAGCCGACUCUGCUGGCCGACGUCUCCACGGAGAUGCUGUGCACCAGGGAGGAGACGUUUGGACCGCUGCUUCCUGUCAUCAGGUUUGAGACGGAGGAGGAGGCGGUGGCCGUGGCGAACUCUGCCAACGUGGGGCUGGCAGGUUAUUUCUACUCGCAGGACGUGAGUCAGAUCUGGAGGGUGGCGGAGGCGUUGGAGGUUGGGAUGGUGGGGGUGAACGAGGGGCUCCUGUCCGCCCCCGAGGCCCCCUUCGGCGGGGUCAAACAGUCUGGGUUGGGUCGUGAAGGGUCCAAGUACGGCGUGGACGAGUAUCUGGAGGUGAAGUACAUGUGCUUCGGAGGCCUGAAACCCUGAUGCCCCCAAAUCCAGGAGGUGGUCUUCUGGGUCCUGCUCAGGUCCAGACCCACGUGAUCAUCCAGGUUCUGGUCCAAGCUGUGGGUCCACAGCUCAGUAACUCAAUAACAUAAAUGUUCUGAUCGUCAUAGCGACCUGUACUCAGUUCUGUCCUCACAUCCUCUGUCGUGAUCCGGGCCACAGAUGGUUCUGUGGGCUCCUCUCAUUGGUUUACCGUCCACCAAUAGAUGAGAGACGGGCUGUACUGGGUCAGAACCCAAACAUCCUGAUGGUUCUGGAGUAGAUCAGAACCUUUAGAACCAAUCGAGGAACAACAAAUGUUUUUAAAACAUGUUUUAAUGACUACUGAAAUAUGAAGGAUCCUUAGAACCCGGUACUUCCUGUAGGUCCUCUGUUUCUGUGGGGGCGGAGUCUGUGGAUCCUCUGUAAACGUUUUCAUAUGUUCAUGCUGGAAUAAAAACAUUAAUCGUCUCUGAA
This is a messenger RNA of Oryzias latipes (Japanese medaka), 2155 nucleotides long. It is a transcript of the gene aldh5a1, whose product is annotated as aldehyde dehydrogenase 5 family, member A1 (succinate-semialdehyde dehydrogenase). The record is from RefSeq and is a predicted model, not a curated record. Gene Ontology annotation, biological process: GABA catabolic process. NCBI's taxonomy places the organism in Eukaryota, Metazoa, Chordata, Actinopteri, Beloniformes, Adrianichthyidae. Gene Ontology annotation, cellular component: mitochondrion. Gene Ontology annotation, molecular function: succinate-semialdehyde dehydrogenase (NAD+) activity.